AUGGUAGCGGAAGUGGGCUUCGGAUCUAGCGAGCCGCCGCGAGUGACGGCUGCGGUUGGGCCGCGAGGCAAGCGAGUGCAGACACCGCAGCCCGUACGCUCGCCGCCCGCUCCGCUACCCGCCCCGUUACCCGCUCCGCUUACCGCUGCGACACCACCUCAACCGCGGGAACAAACCGCCGCAUUAGCACACGCUGCUAAAGGCGUUGAAGCGUUGGGUGUACUUGUGCAAUAUUUGGUUUUUAGGUUGGAUGCUCUGAACAGUGGGUCAUGGCAGCAAGAGGCAGAGAGAUGGCGGUCCAUGGCGGCAGCAGAGCGCAGCGCUGCGGCCAGGGCAGACAGAGACAGACAGCAGCGAGCACAGAAGGAUCUAGACACCAUCGCAGAAUGCUUGAGCAAGAUCUCAGAGCUCGAGAUGGAAGUAUCGUCAAAGGAAGAAGCUAACUCGCGACUACAGGCUGCUCAUUUUGAAGAAGUGUCGGCGUUAGCGAAAGAUGUUAAGGGGUUAAAGGAUACAAUAGAUACGCUUAAACAAGAAGUAGCCGAGAGUAGAGCUCGGCUGCAUUCACACAGUGAGAUCGAGCGAACUCUCCGUGCACAAUUGGAAGCGGCGCGGUCUGAGGUGGAGCGUGCUAAAUCACGCUCGGACAAGUCGUCCAACAAGCCGAACGACUCGUCGCGCGACAAGUCCGCCAACAAGUUGUACAACACGCGCGACGCGGCCUGCGACCCGGUGUACAGCGAGCUCGAGGAAUACGACAUGGGACUGAGGUCCAAAGAGGAACUUAGCUCGGACGCCACGGAACUGGCUGCUGAGGUACUAUCAUUGCGGGCGGUGAUAGAAUUGAAGAACGCUGAGUUAUCAUCAUUACGUGACGCGAGAUCCGAGCUGCCAGCUGAAAGGCAGCGGAGGAUUGCAGCCGAGAGGGAGGCUUGCUCGGCUAUACACGCGGCUGAGGAACUUAGAGAGAGAGCUGCCGCGAGGCAGAGAGAGGCAGACAGGUUAAGAGAUGAAAAUAGGAGGCUGGGGGAGAUAGCUGCCAGGGACAGGGAACGAGCUAACAGACUGGCUGCCCUCAACGAGGAACUGAGAUACAAGCUGAGGCAGAAGUCGCAGGUGGUGUCGCUGUUAGCCGGUGGUGGCUACAUAGAGCGUACUCCGAUGCGCACGCGCACGUCGUCCGGCGACUCCGGCCGCUCCGCGUCCCCCGGCCCGGAGACACCCCCCUCCCCCGCGUCCUCCCCCGCCCCCGACUCGCCGCCGCUCCCCGCAGUCAAGGGGGUCGUAGAGAAACACGACUCGGUCAGCUGGGUGCUGGAAAUAGAAGAAACUCCAGAGGAAAUGGCCUCGAGACUAGCUCGGAGAUCUUCGUUCCGCGCGGGGGCUUCCCCUAGCGGUGUGAAGCGUCGCGGCGGUGGUUCCCCCGGCAGUUCCCCCGCGCCCGCCUCCCCCGCCCCCAACGCCUCCAAACUAUUCAGACCCGGGGACCUGGACUUCCCCCCACAACCUCCCCCACUUAAAGAAUCCGCCGGUGAGGCCAUCUAUAUAUACGACGAUCGUCAGUAUUGA
This is a messenger RNA of Danaus chrysippus (African queen), 1569 nucleotides long. The record is from the annotation of a GenBank genome assembly. Lineage: Eukaryota; Metazoa; Arthropoda; Insecta; Lepidoptera; Nymphalidae.